ACCGGUUAAGUGCAAAAUAAAUACUUUCAGUUGUUUUAAAGCGCAGAAUUUAAAAAAAUGCCAGUCUGUGCCGUAAAUACGUGCAACAUUUCAUCCUCGGAAGCAGUGGCAAGGGAGAAUGUGAUAAGUUUUCACUGCUUUCCGAAAAAUAAAACCAUGCGAUCCCGUUGGUUGAAGUUUUGUGGAAUCGCGGUCGAUCCGGAAAGAACGUUAUACAUUUGCUCUCUACAUUUCGCCGAAGAUUCGUUUGUAAAUAAUGCAACUAUACAAAAAAUGGUUAUGCCACAUGGCAGCUCGCGUAACUUAUUAAUUAAGAACGCUUACCCGUCCAUUCGCAAGCCUCCUGUUCCAGACAGUAGUCAGAGUGAUCGAGCGACUCGAUAUCAACGGAAAAAGCAGAAGGAGGUUGUAACAGCACUUCUCGAAGGGUAUGAAAAACAUCUUUUAAAUGAGGAGCAACAAAUCGAUCAGCUGCAAACUCCGGUGGUUUUAUCACGAGGGAAUUCGCCGUUGAACAGCUUGGAACAAUUACAUGAUGGUCAAAAUAUAACCCAGCCGAAUUAUCUGGCCAAGCAGCCAGAAUUUCCCGUGUCUUGUGCCCAAAUCGAGCCCUGUGUUCCCGACAAACCAAUCUGCACGGAUUCCAAUAUGGAUAUACUCUUCACAGCAAUAGAAAUUGCAGAGAGGUCUGGUGCUAACUGCAGUUUGGAACGUGCAAACGUGCUGCUGGAGUGUACUGAUCCAAUAGAAACAGCAGGAGAUCAGCGCCCGUGCCUGAACGACAUCAGUAACGAUUCUGGUAUAGUCGACGUGGAUGACAUUUCCAAGUCGUUUCGAAAUGAGCUCCCAGCCAGCUCCCCGAAUAGCACCAGAAUUCAAAGGCUAGAGGUUCAAGUGCAGCGAUUAAAACAUAUUUUGGAAUCGAAAAAUCAAAGGAUCAAGAAGCUUCGAACGCGGAUCGUCAGCAACAAUAAACACUUUUUGGCACUUCUCAAAACCUUAAAACAGAAAGAUAAGGACGUGAAACUAAAGGAAAAACAACUUGUCGAAAAAAGCGGAACUGUGGAACAGCUUCGAAAGGCCUGUGAUCAACUGAAUGAAAUAAGAGAGAAGGCCAUCAUGGAUCGAGUUGAGAAUACCUUACAGGGAGUUUUCACGAAAAACCAAAUCGAUCUAAUUCUGAAGAAAAAAAAGAAAGUAAUAUCACAGAUAACAGAUAUUCAGGCUGGUAUCCGAUACGUGUGUAAACAUCCGCAACCGUUAAUUCAAAUGCAUUUUAAAUUGGGACCACGUUUGGCAAUCGAUUGGAGAUGGCGCAAGGAUCAUUGUUAUGGAAAACGCAGCCCGAAUGCGGCUGUCAAAUACAUUGGCUGCGUUCGACGGUUGCUUAUCAGCUGCGUUUGUAUGUACUUCCGCAAUCAGUUGAGUAGAUGGCAGUAGUGCGCCAACGUAUAUUAAUUCAAAAGUUUACACAGGAUUUUCAAUAA
Messenger RNA from Armigeres subalbatus, 1487 nucleotides. RefSeq lists its product as uncharacterized. Bases 58 to 1440 code for a protein of 460 amino acids. Gene Ontology annotation, molecular function: sequence-specific DNA binding. NCBI's taxonomy places the organism in Eukaryota, Metazoa, Arthropoda, Insecta, Diptera, Culicidae. The transcript is spliced from 3 exons. The record is from RefSeq and is a predicted model, not a curated record.